UUCUCCAAAUCUCUCUCUUUCUCUCUCUCUCUCGCUGACAUGGGUGCCUGCCUCUCUACACAGUCUCCGGCGGCGGCGGCCGCCGGAACGCCACCGGACGGAGUGGCCUCAUCCCGUUGUGUCUUUGGCUCCAAGGAGGAGAAGAGGAGGAAGCUGAAGCAGAAAAGAGAGAAAGAAAAUGGAGGCUUGUUUGAGAGGAGAUUGGUGGCUGGUUCCGGUGUAGGUCGAGAAAUGUCGGAGGAGGAGCUCCAUGAUACGCCGGGGAGGAUGUUCCUUAACGGGGCUAGUGAGGUCGCUUGCUUGUUUACACAGCAGGGGAAGAAGGGAACCAAUCAGGAUGCUAUGAUUGUCUGGGAGAAUUUUGCUUCAAGAAGUGACACCAUCUUCUGUGGAGUUUUUGAUGGCCAUGGUCCAUUUGGUCAUAUGGUAGCAAAGAAGGUCAGAGAUUCACUUCCACUCAAGUUGUGUGAACAAUGGAGAGCUAAUAGCAGCAGCAUCAACAGCCCUCAACAAAAUGGCAGUGCACAUGGAAGUAUGAAUUCUGUUCAAAUAGCAUCUAUUGAUGAUCAAUGGGGUGAAUCUUUUGAUGUUGAUGAGAACGGAAAGCUACCUGAGGCAUUUUCGUCGCUCAAACAGUCUUUCUUAAAGGCUUUUAAGUUAAUGGAUAUAGAACUAAAACUUCACCCAUCAAUUGACUGUUUUUGCAGUGGGACUACUGCUGUUACUGUAUUGAAGCAGGGUCACAAUCUUGUCAUUGGAAAUGUUGGAGACUCAAGAGCAGUAAUGGGCACACGAGACAAAGACAACAAAUUGGUUCCUGUGCAAUUGACUGUUGAUUUGAAGCCCAACCUUCCCAGAGAAGCUGCUAGAAUUCAGCAAUGCAGAGGAAGAGUGUUUGCCUUGCAGGAUGAACCAGAAGUUGCUCGUGUGUGGUUGCCGAACAAUGACUCACCUGGAUUGGCCAUGGCUAGGGCAUUUGGAGAUUUCUGCCUAAAAGAUUAUGGGUUAAUUUCAGUUCCUGAUAUUUCAUAUCGGGAACUCACCGAAAAAGAUGAAUUUGUGGUUCUUGCAACUGACGGGAUAUGGGACGUUCUUUCAAACAAAGAUGUGGUGGAUAUAGUGUCUGCAGCACCGAGCCGUUCAACUGCUGCCAGAGCUCUUGUAGAUUGUGCUGUCCGGACCUGGAGACUCAAAUUCCCCACAUCAAAAAUUGAUGACUGCGCCACUGUGGUUCUGUUCUUAGAUGUGCCCUUCUCAUCAGACCAACCAGAGGGAUGUACCUCUGAAAAUCCACAGAUAGAUUCAGCUCCAGCAGAUUCAUCGAUCUCGAGCUUGACAAAAGAAGAAACAUCCAAUGAGGAAGAUGUUCAAGUAUCAGUCACUAGCGAAGCUAAUGCAUCUGCUUCCACAUUAGGAAAUCCACAAAAUGCUUGCAACACCAAUGAGAUCAUGCCGGAACCUAAGGAGCCAAAGUUAGAAAAGGCUCCUGAUCGGUGCCAAUCCACACGCAGCCUUGCUGAUUGCAUAUCUACUGCAGAAGAGGAAGAAUGGACUGCUCUUGAAGGUGUCACCAGAGUAAACUCUCUGCUAAACCUCCCGAGAUUCCUAGUGAGUGACGAUAAAUCUCCAAACCGGAAGACUCCAAAAUGGAAGAAGUGGUUAUAGAUAGCCACAAGCACAUUCAAGAUUCAUCCAUUCUGUAUAAAUUCGAAGCUGCAGUUGAAAAUCUUGCUUCUCUUUCUGAUGGCCAUUCUUCUUGUUUUGUUUGUUUAUUGUUUAAGUUAAUGUUGUUCUUGUGCCUGUAGAGAUCCAUUUGGAAAACUUUCUUUGAUUUUGUAGGCUUUUUGUUCCCUGAAGUGUUAGCUUCUCAGGUGUCUCAGCGUAUUAUGUAUAAAUUGUUUUGUUUUGUUCCAAAAGCUGCCUGUGAAAUUGUUCUUAAAUCUCUUAAUUGUAAGGAAUACUGUUCUAUCUAGUUAUUUAA
Messenger RNA from Dioscorea cayenensis subsp. rotundata (Guinea yam), 1981 nucleotides. RefSeq names its product probable protein phosphatase 2C 66. Bases 40 to 1665 code for a protein of 541 amino acids. Gene Ontology annotation, molecular function: protein serine/threonine phosphatase activity. Gene Ontology annotation, biological process: protein dephosphorylation. Lineage: Eukaryota; Viridiplantae; Streptophyta; Magnoliopsida; Dioscoreales; Dioscoreaceae. The transcript has 5 exons. The record is from RefSeq and is a predicted model, not a curated record.